GAAAUGGGAAAUAUCCAAACAGUUCAAAAAUUAGACCGCGAAUAACCGAAGCACCCACUGCGGCAUCUUAGGUUUCUGAUCGGCGCUCCACCGGCGGAGUCCAUUUCGCCUUCUCCGCUGGGUUUUCCGAUGGACGGCUAGGGUUUCGCUCCCGUAUUUCUCCGACCUGCUUGUAAAUAUUGUACAAAUCUACUAUACCUGUCAAGAAAUUCGACAUAUCAUUUGCCAUUUCAAAUUUCAUCGAUUUCUUCCAUAGUUGUGGACUUAGGGUUGCUGUUCUGACUGUUUUUUCACGGCUCUAACAGCUUCCUGGAGAAUCUUCCGUCAGGUAUCUCCCAGAGUUUAUGAAUUUUUUGCACCGAAUUUGGUUCGAACUUAACUGCAUAUGACAAUUCUUGAUUCUCUUGCGAUGUGAAGAUUCUUACAAUGUACAGAGAUUUAUGUGAUUUUUUGCUAUUACAAGCUUUUCAAAAGAAUUCUUCUUUGGAAUCCUACUGUUAGUCCGUUUGGAAGAAUUUGAAACUUGAAAGUAGAUGCAUCUGCCAACAUGAGAGCUCCUUAUCCUUCGAACCGAAUUACUUCUCCGGUCCCUGAGGCUAGUGGCGAUCGGCCACCAUUGCCUCCUCAAUUUUCUUAUGGACCACGCCUAUCGUCUUUGCAGCCUAGGAUGCCUGGAACUGUACCGAGUUUUAGAAUGCCCGUAAUUCAUGAAGCAAUGCCUUCAAAUUCUGAGAUUUCACCACGGAACAAUCUUAACGUUGGGUUACAUUUCCGUGGGAUGAUGCAUACAUAUACACCUGCUUUUAAUGAUCCUCGUAAAUCGUCGCCUUCUUGUCAAGGAAUUGAGUCUCAUGAAGGUCGAUGGGCAGGGAGUUCGAAUGCUGGCUGUGGAACGUCGAAUGGAAUCGAAGUAUGCAGACUGUUCCGUAGCGGGAAGGGGUGUGCAUAUGGGGCUAACUGUCGUUACCUUCAUGAAAUUCCUGAGAAAACUAUGGAUUCUGGCUUCUCCAGCCAGAAUUAUAAGGUGGGAGGUGUAGUUUCUGGUCAUGUUAUGGAUCGAAGAAGUGAGUUUGAUAAAUCAAAAGAAGUUAGAACAACAGGAGAAACGAAGAUUAGUGUACACAGUGAGAUUCCAAAGCCUGAAUAUUUCAGAACAAGGCCCUGUUACCCCUGGCAGACGACUGGUCACUGCCCAUAUGGGAAUGCCUGUCGCUUUAUUCAUGGAGAAACAGGCAUUGAUAUUGCCCUCGUCUUCUUUUCUUUUGGUGAAAAUAGAACUACAGAAGCCUGGAUCCUGUAGUGUAUCAGAGCGAGGGAGCGUAGGCGGUACCUCUGCGACAACCUCUGCUGCUGCCGAAGCUGGAUUAUCAAGUAGCCGAGGAAUUGAAACUGACUGUGAGGAUAAAGGGUCAGGAAUGAAGCAGUUCUUUAGAUCAAAGGAGUUUAAGAAGUUGAUUGGCAUUUAUGCUGACUGGCUUGAAGAUUGAGUUUUCCGCAUGACUUACACUACAAAGAUGAAGGUUCUUCAAGAACUUUAUAGCUGCAUAUUGACAUUUAAAUGAAUAUAGGGGUAUGGAUAAAGGAUUUUACUCUUCACAAGGA
Molecule: messenger RNA, 1602 nt
Organism: Momordica charantia (bitter melon)
Lineage: Eukaryota; Viridiplantae; Streptophyta; Magnoliopsida; Cucurbitales; Cucurbitaceae
Source: RefSeq, a predicted model, not a curated record